Wallemia mellicola CBS 633.66 is the source of this 2094-nucleotide messenger RNA. Its product is annotated as DUF1929-domain-containing protein. The record is from RefSeq and is a predicted model, not a curated record. NCBI's taxonomy places the organism in Eukaryota, Fungi, Basidiomycota, Wallemiomycetes, Wallemiales, Wallemiaceae. The transcript is spliced from 5 exons. The coding region runs from base 21 to 1913 and encodes 630 amino acids.
CAAAAAAAGAAACUAAUACAAUGCCAAUAAGAGUACCCAAAUACAAAAAGCGCAGCCUCUUAGCUGCCGCAUCGGUAUUAUCCCUUUCACAAGCUGCUAACCCUGGUGGUUAUGAACUAGUUGGUGAUUCUUUAGUCAGUGCACAAAUGGCUUUUUUAGGAAGAGACGGAAACGUCUGGAUUCUCGAUAAGACUGAGAAUAACCCUACACAAAUCAAUGGACAUCCAGCUUGGGCUGCUGUAUACAAUCCUAAAGAUAAUACUGCUGAGCCAAAAGAUGUCGUAACAAAUUCCUUCUGUGCAGGAGGUGCUGUCCUUGCUGACGGUAGAUGGCUCAACGUCGGUGGUAACCAAGCUGUUACACACGGUGGUGCUGCUGUCAACGACUACCCAGAUAAACCAAAUCCAUAUCAAAACGAAGACGGUGGUGCUGCUAUAAGAAUUCUCGAUCUCGCCGGUAGCAAAGAAUGGUCAGAUAACGAUCAGUUCAUGACAGGUAGAAGAUGGUACCCUACUGUAGAGACACUCGGUGGAGGUGACGCCAUUAUUAUGGGUGGUGAUGAGUGGGGUGGAUAUAUUAACGGAGAAGCACAAAACAAUCCAACUUACGAAUUCUACCCACCUCGCGACGGUGACCCAGUUGACUUCGACUUCUUGAGAGAGCGCACUAUGCCAAUCAACUUAUAUCCACUAGCUUACCUUUUACCAUCAGGUAGAUUAUUCGUACAAGCGAUGUACGCUGCCAUCAUUUGGGAUAUCGACGAUAAGCUCGAAUAUAAGACACUCCCAGAUAUUCCACACGCCGCCAGAGCUUAUCCAGCUAGUGGUGCAACUGCUGUCUUACCUUUGACACCAGAAAAUGACUACAAUCCAUCAUUCCUCUUCUGUGGUGGUCAAGAUAUUCCACAAGAUGGUUGGGGUAACGAAGGUGGUCCUGGAUUCGACAUUACCAAGAAGUGGGCAGACAAAUCAUGUGUCAGAAUACAACCAGAAGGUUCAGAGAACCCACAGUGGGAGGAAGAUGAUGAGUUACCUGAACCAAGAACAAUGGGUAACUUUAUUUACUUGCCAAAUGGUCAAUUAGUUUUAUUGAACGGUGGUGCCAAGGGUUCAGCUGGUUAUGGUAAUGAUACUUGGGCAGUUGGUCAAUCAUAUGCCGAUGAUCCAACUUAUAUGCCUCUCAUCUUUGAUCCAAAUGCACCAAAGGGUGAACGUAUUUCAAGAGAUGGUUUAGAUGGUAGUGAUGUCGCAAGAUUGUAUCAUAGUGUCGCAACCUUAUUAGAAGAUGGUUCUGUUUGGGUUUCCGGAUCAAAUCCUAACGUCGACGUUAUUCAAACCGAAGAUCGUCAAUGGAACACUGAUUAUCGUGUUGAAAGAUGGUACCCAACUUGGUACAAUGAACCAAGACCACAACCUCAAGGAUUACCUGAUCAAUUAUCAUAUGGUGGUCACUCAUUUGACAUUCAACUGUCUUCAUCAGAUCUUAAAGGUGAUUCACGCAACCUUCAGAAUGUAAAGGCUGUCGUUAUUAGACCUGGUUUCUCAACACAUGCAAUGAACUUUGGUCAGAGAUACUUGGAAUUACGUACGACAUGGACAGCUACAAGUGAAGAAGAAGGUAUAUUGCAUGUUGCACAAAUGCCAAACAAUCCAAACAUUUUCCAACCUGGUCCAGCUUUAAUCUUUAUUACUGUUGAUGGUAUUCCAAGUUAUGGUCAUUGGGUAACUAUUGGUUCUGGUGAAAUUGGUGUUCAACCAACUUCAGAGAAUUCUCAAUUGGAACCAUCAUCCGAUGUUGAAAGGCCUGACUCUCAAGUACAAAACUCAUCUUCUGCUUACAGAGGAUCCGUCGUACCUGGACUCUUUGCUAUUAGUGCAAUUGGUGCAAUUGCUUCAUUAGCUAACUACCUCUAAGAAGUCUCUUAAUAUCUUAAUCUUAAAACACUGAGGCGUUUCUUACAUAAUCUUCUUCUGCUACUCAACAUUCUAAUUUUGUUAUUUACGUAUGUAAAACAACCAUACCAUCUAAAGCUCUUUUUGACUUUUGUAUAUACUUAUUUAAUAUUGAUCAGAAUACAUAAACUAAUUAUUAACA